AUGGAGUCAGAUGUUCAGCUUGAAAUAGGUUCAGAAGACUCAGAGUCAAGUUCAAGUUCAUUUUACUCUGAAUUUGGAAUCAGUUCAGAAAGUUACUCCAGUUUACAGCAGACUCUUUACUGGGCUGGACCAGACAGAUCAAUCACAAAUGUGUCUAUGAGUACAAGUCCAGAUCACUCCACUUUCAUUAUUCAGAACCUGAAAGACAGCUACCAAAUAAGGGAGGAGCUUUUUGUUACUAUCCAUGCCAGAGACUUUAACAAUAAACCUAAAUGUUAUGGAGGGGAUUUCUUUCAAGCAAAGCUUUUCUCAUCCAAAAGUCCCCAAAAGGCCAGUGUGUUUGGGGAGGUGGUGGAUUUACUCAAUGGCUCCUACUCUGUGCGUUUUCUUCUGCCAUGGGUUGGAGAGGCACAGGUGGCUGUGCGUCUGAUCCACUCCAGUGAAGCCGUGCAGGUCCUCAAGCAUCACAGAGACACUGACUCUGACAGAGUUUUCUUUAAUGGAUAUUUUGAAGGACCAGGACCAAAAGGGACCAGGUUGACAGAAAUAGUGAAGUGUAAUGUGAAGUGGGACAAGAAUGGACUGGAGAGGAUGGGGACUGGAGAUUGUUGCUGUGAUUACAAAGAUUUUCGCACUGGAGAAGAAUGGCGCUGUCAAAGACCCAAAUCACUGCCAUGCAGCGCUCGCAUGUAUCACUCUAUGGGCGGGUAUAACAGACGCGUGACUGCCAAAGAAGCAAUGUUUAUGAAGCAAACCAACAAAGACAUCAAUGGACAAAGAACAACAAUCAAGAUUUUUCCUUCCAAUGAAACAGUGGGAAUUGAUGUAACAAAGAAAUGUCGUCCUGGUUUGCACACACCAGUUCCAGCUGGGUUUUACCUGAAUGAUGUCUGGACAUCCUUUGUGUGUAGCACCCGUCAUUUUACUACCCAAACAACAACACAGUGCCUGAAAGACAAACACAUCUACAUGAUGGGAGACUCGACCAUGAGACAGUGGUUUGAGUUCUUUAUGAAAGCAGUACCAACUUUAAAGCAGAUGAACCUGCAUGUUGAAUAUCAGGCAGGUCCUCUUCUAGCAGUGGAUGGCUUACACUGGAGGGCUCACGGUCUUCCUCUGCGCUGUCGAAAAACUGAAGUUUCUAAUCUGCACUACGUCAGUAAUGAGAUUGAUGAUCUGACUGGAGGACCUCACACAGUUAUUGUCUUUAAUCUGGGACCACACUUUACGACAUAUCCUCUGGAUUACUUCACCCACAGAGUGUUGAGGAUCCGCAAAGCUGUGCUAGAUUUGUUACAGCGGAAACCAGACACUACCAUCAUAAUCAAGACUGUAAACACCGGCUAUAAGGAUGUGUUCGGCAGUGACUGGUAUUCUCUGCAGUUGGACAGAAUCCUACGGUGGGCUUUUCAGGAUGUUGGUGUUUAUAUUUUGGAUGUUUGGCAAAUGACAGCCUGUCACUACAACAAAGAAGGCAUUCAUCCAGGUCCUGUCAUCAUAAAAAAUGAAAUGGACAUAUUUCUGUCUUUCAUUUGUCCUAAAUGAUUUUGUCAGAAGCAAUAAGGAGGUUAAAGCAACAAUCAUGUUUUUCUAUGUAACUGUUUUAUUUUAUUUUAUUUUAUUAUAUAUUUAAUAUGUUAAACAUAGUAAUAAGUUUGUCAAAAACAUGAUAAAUAGUGGCAGAAACUGCUGAG
Molecule: messenger RNA, 1694 nt
Organism: Misgurnus anguillicaudatus (oriental weatherfish)
Lineage: Eukaryota; Metazoa; Chordata; Actinopteri; Cypriniformes; Cobitidae
Source: RefSeq, a predicted model, not a curated record